This is a messenger RNA of Prorocentrum cordatum, 1451 nucleotides long. Lineage: Eukaryota; Dinophyceae; Prorocentrales; Prorocentraceae. The record is from the annotation of a GenBank genome assembly.
GAGGCUCAUCCGCAGCGACCAGCUCAAGUUUUCGUCCCGAUUUACCCGCUCUGUUCCGCACGUCGCUUCCGCGAGCCUCCUCUGGCCUUCCUGCGAUCGGCCAUGGCGUUCGGCAGCUCCCUCCGAUUGCUCCUGCUGCAGAUCCCGCUGAGCCUGGGCUUCAACAGGACGGCGCCCAAGAGGCAGCUUCGGGGCCUCCUCUCCGACACGAUCUACUGCAACCCUUACCUGCAGCAGAUGUGCCCCCCAGGUGACGUGGCGUGCCCGCAGUGUGGUUCGGACAGGUGCGAGUGCCCCGGCAGCCCAGGUCCGAGCCCCAGCCCAGACACCAAGUGCAGCUGGGAGGAGCACGUGAACAGCGACGGCAACAAUUUGCUGCAAGCUCCCUGGUCCCAGGACCCGCAGGCGUGCUGCAACCACUGCGGCGAGCAGUCGGGGUGCGCGGCGUGGACCUUCAUUCAGGGCAGCCACGAGUGCUGGUUGAAGAGCUGGGUGCCGUCUAGGGACCAGUGGCGCUGGGACGACUCGGCCAUCAGCGGCCAAAUCGGGGCGCCGAGCUUCCAAGCGGCCCUUGAUGCGCCAAGCAACAGUUCGCUCCAGGGCCUCCUCUCCGAGACGAUCUACUGCAACCCCUACCUGCAGCAGAUGUGCCCCCCAGGUGACGUGGCGUGCCCGCACUGUGGUUCGGACAGGUGCGAGUGCCCUGGCAGCCCAAGUCCGAGCCCCAGCCCAGACACCAAGUGCAGCUGGGAGGAGCACGUGAACAGCGACGGCAACAAUUUGCUGCAAGCUCCCUGGUCCCAGGACCCGCAGGCGUGCUGCAACCACUGCGGCGAGCAGUCGGGGUGCGCGGCGUGGACCUUCAUUUUGGGCAGCCACGAGUGCUGGUUGAAGAGCUGGGUGCCGUCUAGGGACCAGUGGCGCUGGGACGACUCGGCCAUCAGCGGCAUACUGGGAGGUCGGUGACCUUCUGCAAUUUGGGUGUGGCCUGCGCACAAUACUGCAACCGUGCUGGUUCAUCUGGUCCGCCACCGUCUGUUGGCGUGCCAGGCUUGCCAGUGCCAAUAGAGCGCUGGAAGUACAGUGUGCAUGGUUGAGGAGGCGCUCCGCCGUCUGCGCCCCCCCUCGUCGAAAGUUCCGGUUGCCUUUGGCACGUCUUGCCAUUUCGCGCCACGUCGCGUUGACAUUGCCAUCAUCCCAUCCAGGACCGAUGCCCAGGUUUGUGGAGAGACUGUAAGUUUAUGACCACAUGGAGCAGCGAAGAGGUCAACAAUCAGCAAUUGACGCGUCGCGUACCCCCAUUCGCCCAGACAGCAGCGAUGUCCAGGCGAGUCGCCUUGACCAGGGAGGUGUAGAAACAUGCAGUGCAAGAAAGAAUGAGGAGAAGCCGUGAAAACGAUUUUUUUGAUCAGCCUGAGCAUACCCAUGUGUGCACCUAAUAUUUGUUCGCG